This is a messenger RNA of Talaromyces amestolkiae, 1464 nucleotides long. RefSeq lists its product as uncharacterized. The transcript has 4 exons. The record is from RefSeq and is a predicted model, not a curated record. Bases 1 to 1464 code for a protein of 487 amino acids. NCBI's taxonomy places the organism in Eukaryota, Fungi, Ascomycota, Eurotiomycetes, Eurotiales, Trichocomaceae.
AUGGUGACUGCAAUCGUUCAAGAUUUACCACUGAAGGAUAUCAUAUCUCUCGCACAGACUAGUAGGCUUAUGCAUCAACGUAUGAUCCCUUUUCUGUAUCCCGUGGUGGAAAUAUAUCGAGAAGUCCGCCCAUAUAUCGACACGAACGCUCCGGACCUUGACUUGGCGGAGUACGAAAGAUCAUUUUUUCAGGAAGACGGUUCGAAGGACUCGUUAUCAAUAUUGAGUCUCAUGAAGGAUUUGAGGAUCUUGCCUCAACCGUGGUACUUCCAACGAUGCGGUAUAGAGAGAUAUAUUGCUGGUAGGAGCAAUAUCGCAGAUCCUCAGUCCCAACAUACUGGUAUUCUUGCAACACUGGCUUCAAUAGGGAGGCAGAUUUUUCCUAAUAUCCGCCCAGGCCAACUGAGCCGCUUUUCAUGGAUGUUAGGUUACUGCAUGCCACCAGAAGUCCUUGGACCGCUGGGCUAUAUUACCAUUAAUCAGUCGAAUCUCAAGUCCCUUUCGCUGGUGGUGGAUGGCGCAUGCCGUGCAAACGGUCUUGAGGGGCUUGCUCACCUCAAGAAUCUCCGUCAUUUCUCGUGGCGCGGAGUUGUCGCGAAACGGAAUUUCCACCUCUUCCGCAAGGUUGUCGAACAUAACGCCCACCAUCUUGUCUCUCUCGACGUGGAAGUGGUGCGCCACUAUAAUCAGCGACUUGUAGCUGAUAUUCAAAUGGACUUAAUCUGGCUCGGACUGUUGAUUCCACCAAUCAGAUUCAGGGGAAACCUUGAGAAGUUAUCCACAGAGCCGAUUACGAAUGAAUUCCGACUCAAAUCACUCGUAUCUCUGUCCCUGCGCAAUGUUUCGCUUCUUGCUUGGGGCCCCGGCGACGAAUUGACUUUUGAUCCGGCAAAGUUGACAGUUUUGAGGCUCGACUAUUGCCCCAAGACUCUCCGUUUUUUUGAAACGUGGGAAACUCGAGAUCACGGCUUCUCACUUCGAUCUUUUGGUGGGAUCAUUGAUGAGAACUGGGGAAGGCGUGCAUACUUUCCGCUGGAAGAUUUGCUUGAUAAAUACGACAGCCAAUUGGAGGAACUAUAUCUCAGUAUCAAUGUGAACCUUGGAGUGGAGAUAGAUUUCGACGCUUACUGGCCCGAACUAAAACGCCUUGUCCUCAGCUUCUUCAGCCAGGGACUAGGCGUUCGAACUGAGUCCAGUCUUCCAGAUCGAUUUGUUGUUCGGUUAAUCCUGCGAGCCUUACCGGGCUUAGAAGGAUUCGCUUUCUCGAGGUCUCCCUCAUUGAUUGAUGAUUCCCAGAAGGCCAAGGAGACUUUAAAGUACUAUGCCGAUGUACUACAAUCGGAGGGAUUUCGGGUGCAUGUUGACGAUGCUAACGCGGAUCUGACACCGUUCUAUUUCGACGAGAACAAAUCUUCUGGUAACCGCGAGCCGAAGAGGGCAUUCUUGCAGUUGCUACCACAGUGA